AUGCCUUCCGAAGGACGCAGCAAUACCAGGCUUCCGCAGUCCAACGCCAGCUACUAUCCAAUCUUUGAAAGCGUAAUUCCACUAGGUGUUCACAUGGCGAUACGAACCCAGUGGUAUCGCCAAAUGGCUCGCCGUAUUCGAGCCCGUCGAGUCCUCGGCAUCAAUCCACGUACCGACUUCCUGACUGUCGAAGAGGAAACAGUCGAACCUCUUCCGCUAUACACCAAGGUGCCAUCAGCCGGCGAGAUCACGGUCGAGAUCUCGACUUUGGAGAAGCUGCCAGACUACCAUGAUGCUGUGCCUACGGAUGAUGUGGUUGCGGGGAGGAAAAGAAAGCGUAGGACGAGGUUUGAUGGUCGUUGCAGAUGGUCGGCGAAGAGAAGGCGGACUGAAAUUGUGGAGGAGAACGAACGCUCGUCGCUCCAGACAAGCCACCAACAACCCACCUCCCUCGCUUCGCCGACAAGACGCGGUUACCCACGAGACGAUCUUCCUUCCAGCAGGUCCAAUCUCCCCCAUCCUACGAGGCCGCAUCGGCGUAGAAAUCCCGAGGAAGUGGAUAUACCGCCUCUUUAUACCAAGCUUCCUGGUGCCGGGGAGACGACUGUCGAUAUCUCGCCGUCGGAGCAGGAGGAGAUGCUUCCUGAGUACUCUGAGGCGGGGAGGGGGGAAGAUGAAGGCAAAUCAGAAGGAUGA
Messenger RNA from Neurospora tetrasperma FGSC 2508, 696 nucleotides. RefSeq lists its product as uncharacterized. The transcript is spliced from 3 exons. The record is from RefSeq and is a predicted model, not a curated record. NCBI's taxonomy places the organism in Eukaryota, Fungi, Ascomycota, Sordariomycetes, Sordariales, Sordariaceae. Bases 1 to 696 code for a protein of 231 amino acids.